Molecule: messenger RNA, 11498 nt
Organism: Cygnus atratus (black swan)
Lineage: Eukaryota; Metazoa; Chordata; Aves; Anseriformes; Anatidae
Gene: CELSR1
Product: cadherin EGF LAG seven-pass G-type receptor 1
Biological process (GO): cell surface receptor signaling pathway; G protein-coupled receptor signaling pathway; homophilic cell-cell adhesion
Cellular component (GO): plasma membrane
Molecular function (GO): calcium ion binding; G protein-coupled receptor activity
Source: RefSeq, a predicted model, not a curated record
AUGCCGCGGCUGUCCGCCGCCUCCUGCGUGUCCUGGGCCGCUCUGCUCUGCGCCCUGGCCCCGGCGGGCGGCGGGGAGCUGCGGCCGCCCCGCACCGCCCCGCUCCUCCACCUGCCCCCGGGGGCUGCGGGGCGCCGAGCCCCCGAGCCCCCCGCGCUGCCGCCCGCCGGGCGCCUGAGGGCUGCGGGCACCGCGCUGCGCCGAGCCCCCGGCCCCGCCGAGCCCCGAGGUGGGGGGCUCUGCCCGCGGCGAGCCCGGCGGAGGGGCGUCCCCGAGCCCCCCGGAGCCGGGGGGGUCUCGGCAGGCUGCCCCCCGGCACCCCGGAGCGGUGCGGAGAGCUGGGGGCGGCGGGGAGCGCGGCGGGCGAGGAGCCCCAACAGCCCGCCGCAGUUCCAGCUGCCCAGCUACCAGGUGUCCAUCCCCGAGAACGAGCCCGCUGGCACGGCCGUCAUCGUGCUGAGGGCCCAGGACCCCGACGAGGGGGAAGCAGGCCGGCUGGCGUACUCCAUGGAGGCGCUUUUCGACGAGCGCUCCAACGAUUACUUCUCCAUCGACGCCCAGACGGGCAGCGUGGUCACCGCCCGCAGCCUCGACCGGGAGACGAAGGACACCCACGUGCUGAAGGUGACCGCCUCCGAUCACGGCUCCCCGCGCCGCCGCUCGGCCACCACCUACCUGACGGUGACCGUGAGCGACACCAACGACCACGAGCCGGUGUUUGAGCAGCCCGAGUACCGGGAGAGCAUCCGGGAGAACCUGGAGGUGGGUUACGAGGUGCUGACCAUCCGCGCCACCGACGGCGACGCCCCGGCCAACGCCAACAUGCUGUACCGCCUGCUGGAGCCGGGGGCGGGCGAUGGGGUCUUCGAGAUCGACCCGCGCUCGGGCGUCGUGAGGACCCGAGCCCCGGUGGACCGCGAGGAGGUCUCUGAGUAUCACCUGGUGGUGGAAGCUAACGACCAGGGCAAGGAUCCAGGACCGCGCAGCGCCACGGCCAUGGUGCACAUCACGGUCGAGGACGAGAACGACAACUACCCCCAGUUCAGCGAGAAGCGCUACCUGGUCCAGGUGCAAGAGGACGCCCCGGUCAACAGCCAGAUAUUGCAGGUGCAGGCCACGGAUCGGGACCGGGGCAGCAACGCCCAGGUGCACUACAGCAUCGUGAGUGGCAACCUCAAAGGUCAGUUCUACAUCCACUCCUUCUCCGGUGCCAUCGACCUGAUCAACCCUCUGGAUUACGAGACUAUUCGGGAGUACACGCUCCGGAUCAAAGCCCAGGAUGGGGGCAGGCCUCCUUUAAUCAACUCCAGCGGCAUGGUGUCGGUGCAGGUCGUGGACGUGAACGACAAUGCCCCCAUCUUUGUCAGCACUCCCUUCCAGGCCACGGUGCUGGAGAACGUUCCCCUGGGCUACUCGGUGCUGCACAUCCAGGCUGUGGAUGCGGACUCUGGGGAGAACGCGCGCCUGGAGUACAAACUCAUAGAGAUGGCACCGCCCGCCGGGGGUGCCCCCACGGCGGGUGACUCGGGGUUCCCUUUUCAGAUCAACAACAGCACGGGGUGGAUCACGGUGGCCGCAGAGCUGGACCGAGAAACUGUGGAGAACUAUCACUUUGGGGUGGAGGCCAGGGACCACGGCGUGCCGGUCAUGACCUCCUCGGCCAGCGUGUCCAUCACCAUCCUGGACGUGAACGACAACAACCCCACCUUCACUGAGAAGGUGUACCACCUCAGGCUGAACGAGGACGCGGGUGGCAGCAGUGUCCUGACCCUGACGGCAGUGGACAGGGACGUGAACAGUGUCGUGACUUACCAGAUCACCAGUGGCAACACGAGGAACCGUUUUGCCAUCACCAGUCAGAGCGGAGGGGGGCUGAUCACUGCCUUGCCCCUGGAUUACAAGCAGGAAAGGCAGUAUGUGCUCACAGUCACUGCCUCUGACGGCACUCGCUUUGACACCGUCCAGGUCUUCAUCAACGUCACAGAUGCCAACACGCACCGCCCGGUCUUCCAGAGCUCCCACUACACGGUGAGCGUCAGUGAGGACAAGCCCAUUGGCACCUCGAUUGUCACCAUCAGUGCCACUGACGAAGACACGGGGGAGAAUGCGAGAAUCACUUACAUUUUGGAUGAUAACAUCCCCCAGUUCCGCAUCGACCCCGACACCGGCACCAUCACCACCCUGAUGGAGCUGGACUACGAGGACCAAGCCUCCUACACGUUGGCCAUUACAGCCCACGACAACGGCAUCCCCCAGAAAUCGGACACCACCUACGUCGAGAUCCUCAUCCUGGAUGCUAAUGACAACGCGCCCCGCUUCCUGCGCGACCGCUACCAGGGCUCCGUUUUCGAGGACGUGCCGCUCUCCACCAGCGUCCUGCAGCUCUCUGCCACCGACCGCGACUCGGGCCUCAACGGCCGUCUCCUCUACACAUUCCAAGGUGGUGAUGAUGGAGAUGGAGACUUCUACAUUGAACCCACUUCUGGAGUGAUACGCACGCUGCGCAAGCUGGACCGCGAGAACGUGGCUGUCUACAGCCUGCGGGCCUUUGCAGUAGACAGGGGCAGCCCACCCCUGAAAGCCUCUGUGGAUAUCCAAGUGACUGUGCUGGAUAUCAACGACAACCCUCCUGUCUUUGAGAAGGAUGAAUUUGACAUCUUUGUGGAGGAAAACAGCCCCGUGGGCUCUAUUGUGGCACGAAUCAGCGCAGGACCCGAUGAGGGGACCAACGCACAGAUCAUGUACCAGAUAGUAGAGGGCAACAUCCCUGAGGUCUUCCAGCUAGACUUGCUGAAUGGAGACCUCACAGCCCUGAUGGACCUGGAUUACGAGAGCCGGACAGAGUACGUGAUUGUAGUGCAGGCCACCUCGGCCCCUCUUGUGAGCCGGGCGACCGUGCACAUCCGCCUCUUGGAUCAGAACGAUAACCCCCCAGUGCUGCAGGACUUCCAGAUCCUCUUCAACAACUACGUGACCAACAAGUCCAACAGCUUCCCCUCUGGCGUGAUUGGCAAGAUCCCUGCUCAUGAUCCCGAUGUGUCUGACAGCCUGGCCUACACCUUUGUGCAAGGCAACGAAUUAAACUUGCUCCUUUUGGACUCUGCCACUGGGGAACUCAAACUCAGUCGAGAUCUGGACAACAACAGGCCCCUGGAAGCCCUCAUGAAAGUGUCGGUCUCAGAUGGCGUCCACAGCGUGACGGCAGUUUGCACCCUGCGUGUCACCAUCAUCACCGACGACAUGCUCACCAACAGCAUCACGGUGCGGCUGGAGAACAUGUCCCAGGAGAGGUUCCUUUCUCCCCUCCUGUCCCUCUUCGUGGAGGGGGUGGCAACAGUGCUGUCCACCGCCAAGGAUGGCAUCUUCGUUUUCAACAUCCAAAACGACACGGACGUCAGCUCCAAUAUCCUGAACGUGACCUUCUCGGCUCUGCUCCCCGGUGGCAUCCGAAACAAGUUCUUCCCCUCCGAGGACCUUCAGGAGCAGAUCUACCUCAACAGGACCCUGCUGACCCUGAUCUCCACGCAGAGGGUGCUGCCCUUCGACGACAACAUCUGCUUGCGGGAGCCCUGCGAGAACUACAUGAAGUGCGUCUCCGUGCUGAAGUUCGACAGCUCGGCCCCGUUCAUCAGCUCCAACACGGUCCUGUUCCGCCCCAUCCACCCCAUCAACGGGCUGCGGUGCCGCUGCCCGCCCGGCUUCACCGGCGACUACUGCGAGACGGAGAUCGACCUCUGCUACUCCAACCCCUGUGGGAGCAACGGGCUGUGUCGGAGCCGAGAAGGGGGCUACACUUGCGAGUGCUACGAGGACUACACUGGGGAGUACUGCGAGGUGAACGCCCGCUCCGGCCGCUGUGCCCCAGGGGUGUGUAAGAACGGAGGAACCUGCGUCAACCUGCUGAUCGGGGGGUUCAAGUGCGAGUGCCCCCCAGGCGAAUACGAGCGGCCCUACUGCGAGAUGACCACCAGGAGCUUCCCCCCGCAGUCCUUCAUCACCUUCAAGGGGCUGCGGCAGCGCUUCCACUUCACCGUCUCCCUCAUGUUCGCAACCAGGGAAAGGAAUGCUCUCCUCCUCUACAACGGGCGUUUCAACGAGAAGCACGACUUCAUUGCGCUGGAGAUCAUCGAGGAGCAGAUACAGCUCACGUUCUCUGCAGGGGAGACGACCACGACGGUGGCACCGUUUGUUCCUGGAGGGGUCAGUGACGGGCAGUGGCACUCGGUCCAGGUGCAGUACUACAACAAGCCCAACAUUGGGCGAUUAGGAAUUCCCCACGGGCCUUCGGGAGAGAAGGUGGCAGUGGUGACUGUGGAUGACUGCGACACAGCGGUGGCCGUGCGCUUCGGGAGCCUCAUCGGAAACUACACCUGUGCUGCCCAGGGGACUCAGACUGGCUCAAAGAAAUCUUUGGACCUGACUGGCCCUCUUUUGCUUGGUGGGGUCCCAAACUUGCCAGAAGAUUUCCCGGUGCACAACAGGCAGUUUAUCGGCUGCAUGAGGAACCUCUCUAUUGACAGCAAGCCGAUCGACAUGGCCAGCUACAUCGCCAAUAAUGGGACGCUGCCAGGCUGUGCAGCACAGAGGAACUAUUGCGAAGCCAACUGGUGCCAGAACGGAGGCACGUGCGUCAACAAGUGGAACACCUACAUCUGCGAGUGCCCCGUACGGUACGGGGGGAAGAACUGCGAGCAAGUAAUGCCUUCUCCUCAGCGUUUCAGUGGAGAGAGCAUCAUCAUUUGGAGUGACCUUGACAUUACCAUCUCUGUGCCGUGGUACAUUGGGCUGAUGUUCAGAACCCGGAAAGUCAAUGGCAUGUUAAUGCAAGCAAACGCUGGAGCAGCAUCCAAGAUCAACAUCCAGAUACUGAACAACUAUGUUCAGUUUGAAGUGUACAGUGGCCUGAGCCAGGUUGCUAGUUUGAAGAUGACCCAAACACGAGUCAGUGAUGGGGAAUGGCAUCAUUUAUUAAUCGAGCUAAAGAGUGCUAAAGAUGGAAAAGACAUCAAGUACCUGGCCGUCAUGUCCUUGGACUAUGGGAUGUACCAGAGCACUGUGCAAAUUGGAAAUCAACUACCGGGACUGAAAAUGAAAAGCAUCAUUGUGGGAGGUGUCUCUGGCGACCAGAUCUCUGUUCAGCAGGGGUUUUAUGGCUGUAUGCAGGGAGUAAGAAUGGGAGAGACAUCUACAAAUAUAGCCACGCUCAACAUGAAACAGGCUAUCAAGAUCAAUGUGAAGGAGGGCUGUGAAGUGGAUAACCCCUGUGACUCCAACCCGUGUCCCCAGCACAGCUACUGCAGCGACGACUGGGACAGCUACUCCUGCGUGUGCGACCCAGGGUACUUUGGAAGAGACUGUGUUGAUGUAUGUAACCUGAACCCAUGUGAGCAUGUCUCCACGUGUGUGCACAAACCUAGCUCAUCCCAUGGCUACACCUGCGAAUGUGGACAGAGCUACUACGGGCAGUACUGCGAGAGCAAGAUUGACUUGCCUUGUCCCAGAGGCUGGUGGGGAAAUCCUAUCUGCGGUCCGUGUAAUUGUGAGACUAAUAAAGGGUUUGAUCCUGAUUGCAAUAAGACCAAUGGGGAAUGCCACUGCAAGGCAAAUUACUACCGGCCACAGAGCAGCGACACCUGCUAUCCCUGCGACUGCUUCCCCUCGGGCUCCCACACGCGCUCCUGCGACAUGGAGACAGGGCAGUGUCCUUGCAAACCUGGAGUCAUAGGGCGGCAGUGCAACCGCUGCGACAACCCCUUUGCCGAAGUCACCCUGAAGGGCUGUGAAGUAAUUUAUAAUGGGUGUCCCAAAGCUUUCGAGGCUGGUAUUUGGUGGCCACAGACCAAGUUUGGCCAGCCAGCUGCCGUGCCGUGUCCUAAGGGAUCAGUGGGAAAUGCAGUUCGCCACUGUAACAUUGAGAAAGGCUGGCUGCCUCCCGAGCUUUUCAACUGUACCACCAACACUUUUGUGGAUCUAAAAAUCAUGAACGAGAAGUUACACCGCAAUGAGACCAAGCUGGAUGGAGACAAAACCGUACGGAUUGUUAGAGUGUUGCAGAAUGCCACCAAAUAUACACACAGCUUGUACGGCAAUGAUGUGAGGACAGCUUACCAGAUGAUGAUCCGGGUCCUAGAGUAUGAGAGCCAGCAGCAAGGGUUUGACCUGGCGGCCACGAGGGAUGUGGAAUUCAAUGAGAAUAUUAUCAAAGUGGGUAGUGCCCUAUUGGAUCCCAGCAAUAAGGAGCAGUGGGAGCACAUUCAGCGAACAGAGGGUGGCACAGCUCACCUGCUAAGACACUACGAGGAUUAUUUCAACAACGUGGCCCAGAACAUGAAGAAAACCUACAUGAGACCUUUUGUCAUCAUUGCCACUAACAUGAUUAUUGCUGUUGACAUCUUUGACAAGUCUAAUUUUACGGGAGCUAGAAUACCACGAUUUCAUGAGAUUAAGGAAGAUUAUCCGAAAGAUCUGGAAUCAUCUGUUAUCUUCCCAGAUACGCUGUUCAGACCUUCAGACAGGAAAGCAGUACCUACGAUGAAGCCUUCAAAUCAAAAAUUAUCCUCCAAGGUGAGCAGUGAUGCACUAAGCCCUGAGAACACAUUUGCAAAGAGAAGGAAGCGACACCCAGAUGACUCAAGCCAUCAUACUGUUGCCAUGGUCAUUAUAUACCGGUCCCUAGGACAUCUCCUGCCAGAAAACUAUGAUCCCGACCGAAGGAGCUUGAGAUUACCAAACCGCCCUAUUAUCAAUACACCCGUAGUGAGCACCGCCAUUCACAGUGACAGGGAGCUUCCUCCCAACUUGGUGGAAAAGCCCAUCAUAGUGGAGUAUGCCAUGCUGGAAACGGAGGAGAGAACGAAGCCUGUCUGUGUCUUCUGGAAUCACUCCAUCACGAUUGGCGGAACAGGUGCCUGGUCCUCCCGAGGAUGCGAGCUGUUUUCCAGAAACCAGAGCCAUAUUGCGUGCCAGUGCAGCCACCUGACCAGCUUUGCCGUCCUGAUGGACAUUUCAAAACGAGAGAAUGGGGAGGUGCUUCCUCUGAAGAUUGUCACUUACACAACCGUUUCCAUCUCGCUGGUGGCUUUGCUGAUCACCUUCAUCCUGCUGGUCCUGAUCCGCACGCUGCGGUCCAACUUGCACAGCAUCCACAAAAACCUGGUGGCUGCCCUUUUCUUCUCUGAGCUCGUCUUUCUCAUUGGAAUCAACCAGACUGAUAACCCGUUUGUGUGCACGGUGAUUGCCAUCCUCCUGCAUUACUUCUACAUGAGCACCUUUGCGUGGAUGUUUGUGGAGCAGCUCCACAUCUACCGGAUGCUGACCGAAGUGAGGAACAUCAACUUUGGGCACAUGCGAUUCUACUACGUCGUUGGCUGGGGCAUUCCUGCCAUUAUAACAGGGCUUGCUGUUGGUCUGGAUCCACAAGGCUAUGGGAACCCUGAUUUCUGCUGGUUGUCUGUUCAUGACACCCUUAUCUGGAGUUUUGCUGGACCCAUCGUAAUCGUUGUAGUUAUAAACACUGUCAUCUUCAUACUAGCAAUGAAAGCAUCAUGCAGACGAAGGCAACGUUCAUUUGAAAAAACUGGAGUCAUCUCCGUGCUGCGGACGGCAUUCCUGCUCCUGCUGCUCAUCAGCGCCACGUGGCUGCUGGGGCUGAUGGCAGUGAACAGCGAUGUCAUGACGUUUCACUAUCUCUUUGCCAUUUUCAGCUGCCUGCAGGGGCUGUUCAUUUUCUUCUUCCACUGCGUGUUUAACAAAGAAGUCAGGAAGCAUUUGAAGAACACUUUAACUGGAAAGAAACCUCUUCCAGAUGAUUCCACUGCCACAAGAGCUACGUUAUUAACUCGAUCUCUGAACUGUAACAACACAUACAUAGAAGAGCCAAAUAUGUAUCGCACGACCCUUGGGGAAUCCACUGUCUCCCUAGAAAGCACCGUCAGGUCAGCCAAGAGCCACAAUAGCUACCUUGCUUAUAUUCUCAGGGAUGAUGCUGCUCAUAAGCUCAGUGGAUCCUCAAGUCAAGCAAGGGCUGGUCAGACUGAAGCAGAUUCCUCCAUUUUUCAUAGGAAUCCUUCUAAAUCCAACGAGCAUGAUUCAGACUCUGACAGCGAACUGUCCCUUGACGAACACAGCAGCUCCUACGCCUCCUCCCAUUCAUCGGACAGCGAGGAAGACGGGCUUGAGCCAGAGAAAAAGUGGAACACAUCCACUUCCAAAAAUAAUGAACGUGGCCCUCUCCACAGCACACCUAAAGAAUGCAUAACGGCCAGCGACAGCGAGGACCCCAGUGGGAAACAGAAACUCAAAGUCGAGACCAAGGUCAAUGUGGAGCUCCACAGGGAAAACCAGAUGAACCACAACAACGAAGCGCCGCAGGACAAAGAGAACGAAGGGCAGCAGAAGGAGAACAGACCUCUGUCCCACCAGAAUAACCAGCAGCCAGAGCAGAGGAAAGGCAUCUUAAAAAACAAAGUCACCUACCCUCCCCCUCUGAUGGACAAGAAUAUGAAGAAUCGACUGCGGGAAAAGCUAUCGGAUUAUAAUCAGACCACGAUCUCAUCCAGGACUACUUCCCUGGGGACAAACGAUGGGGUCCGCUCUCCUUCGGACUCGGGGGUGACAGUAAAAAAUGCUCGGAGGGAGCAGUCUCGAGACCAGCUCAACGGCAUGGCCAUGAAUGUCCACGUGGGAACAGGACAUGCUGAGACCUCAGACUCAGAGGUCACUGCCUGGGUGCCUCAGACUUCUCUGGAGUCUCUGCGUGGCCAGGAGGACGAAGAUGGCUCUGAUUCCCGCAUGGUUUCAUGUUCUGGCAGACUCCUGGCAGCUCGCAGCGGAGACACGGUGCCCAGCUGCCCGUGAUGGGGCCGCUCUGUGACAACGCUGCACGCGACGCGAACCUGUGCCAAAAAGCAUGGAAAUGGCCCCAAGGAUUCCCACAAGGAUUCCCAGCAAGGGUUGAAUUCCUUCUUGCAGCGUGGACAGUGCUGCAGGAGUUGCUCAGCUGCUGGGGAGAAACAAGGAAAAACAAGUUACUGCAGUGGACCUACAGGAAGACAACCCGUCCGCCUCAAGGCAAGCACCAGGAGAUGCCUCUCGUGAACUUUUCUCCAGCUACAGCGUGAACCAUUCGGCGUGCUGGACUCUGGGGAGGAAUAUCCCAACAAGUGUCCUUCAGUUUCUAUGCCAGCAUCUCUCUCCAGCCCCCUAUGGACGCGUCGUCUUCAGAAAAUAAAAAUAAAAAUCCUUUAUAUAUAUAUAUAUAUAAAGUGUAGAUACUUUUAUAUAUUUUGUAUGGUGAUGCUAAAGAAAAAGUUCCUUUGUAUAUUUUACAUUUAUACUGAUCUUCUUAAUUUGAUAACAGGAAAUCAAUUAAAAGAGUUUUUGAUAUUUUUUAUAUAAACAUUGCACAAUCUUACUUGAAUUUGGCAUUUGAUAAAGUAACUGAUGUUUGCAUGGAAACCACCUUAGGAUGCAAUGCAGUUUUCAAAAUAAGGCAGUAAAGAUUAUUUCUAAAUCCAGGAAUAUAAUUUAUAAGUUUUGUUGACAGAUUUUGGAACACUUUAAGGACACAGUAUGUUUUUUCGUAACCUCUUCUAAAACUGAAAAAAAAUUUGGUGUUUUUUUUUUUUUUUUCCAUUUUUUGGUGUUUUGGCCUCUUCUCUCAAGUGCAUUGAAAUGUUCAGAAACUGAACUUCAGGGCUAAAAAUAAGUUAUGUCUUAGUCUUAAGAUUUCAACACAGUCCUUGUAUGGAAGAAGUCAAAUCAAUAUUUCCCAUAGCAAGAACAAGAAAACAAGUGGUGUAGUUGUGGAGUGGGUUUCUCGGACACUGCUGGUCUGGCUCAGGGACAAAACAGCCUCCCAAGAAGAGGGUCCUCCUCCCCGGUUCUGCACGAGGAGCAGUCAUUUUAUUUUACUGCUGCUUUCUCUCCCUCUGGAGUCAGCACGUUGCAAAUCAAAGCAGAAACACGAGGCUGGAAGGAUGGCCAGGCUUCAUUUCCCAGCUCUUUGAGAAAUCCCUGGCCUUCCUGGUGUGUCCAAAAGCGCGUGGAAGGAUUAAGGUUUCACGUUCAAUGGUACGGCCGUGACCACCAAGGCUCUCAGGAGCUCCCUGUGCUCCAGAGCAGCCCUUUGGGAAAAUACCAGCUCAUGUGUAUGAGUGCAUAUGUGAAAGGGAAGGUACAGAAAAUCACCCUAAAUAGAAUGCAGGAGAUCAGGAAAAACAAAACAAAACAAAACAAAGGCAAAUAUAGAGCAAUCUGGGUUUUGUUACAUUCCUAUGCGCUUUUAAAUGCAUUUAGGAAAUGUCUUCGGGAAGGGAGGGGGAGGAAGGGUACUGGUCCUGUAAAAGUUAUGCAUCAUGCUGUGUGAAAUUUUCUGGCUGACAAAAAGGUCUGAAUGUUUUAGGUGCCUGACACUUGGCUGUGUGCUCAGGCAUUGUGUAUAACCCCUGCUAGUUGUUUUUACAUCUGUGUAUGUAUAUUUUGUCCCAGUGAGAUGUAGGUAGUUUUUAUUUUGAUCAGAAUUGUUGCAGUAAAGGAGGGUCAGUUGUGUUAAUGACAAAAAAUUAAAACCUAUUUUUAUGACUUUUUAAAAGCUUUAUGGCAGAUUAGACACUGGAGCUUUUUUGUUUUCUUUUUUUUUUUUUUAAACAAAUGUGUAUUUAUUAAUGUGCAGAACACUGGAAUUGCAGCACAGAUGAAAGGAGAAUUUACAAUAAAUUAAGAUUUUUUUUUGAACUUCUGGAGUUUAUUUUCAAUGCCGAAUGGAUGCUGAGGGCCCCAGUGGCAUUUUUAGGGAUUUACAAAGUAGCAGGAGGGGAGACGUACUGGUACCUAUUGCUCUUGCCAAGGAAGCAGAGGCUGUAAAGCUUCACCCUCACCACUCCCUUACAAUCAGGUGCCCCUUAUGUGCACAAGGCGUCAGGUUUGGGCUGCGAGGAGCAGAGCCUGUGUCCCGUCCUUCCUGCAGCACCGCAGAGAGCUCUGCUAUGGGUCAGGCAUUAAAUGUACUCGGUUCUGGAAAAGCCUUCAUAUUCAUGUUUUGCAGAUGCUUUAAGUCCACCAUGAGGCUGAGUCUUCGUUUGGGAGGCAGGCUUGGUUUGGGGGCUUUUGUUUUCUUUGGGGUUUGCUUUUUGUUCUUUUACCAAGCACAUUCCUUGUUCCUGCAGAAUUUGCACUGAUGAAACCCCAGGACACUGGUGCGUUGACAUCCACCCAGGCCAAACCUCAGCUUCUUGUGCACCCAAUUUCCAUGGAGGGGAAAAUCUGCUUGCGAACAUCCCAUGGUAUGGCAGACCCUGAGUUUGGCCAGGGGAGGGGAGCCAAUGCAAGCCUGUGAUGAGAAGAACCUUUUCUGACUUUGUUGGCUAAGCUGUGGUCCUGCUCGUGCUGUACUUUUUAGGCUGUUGUGCAGGUCUUCUUCGUUAAAGUGUCUUACGAGGCACAUCAGGGACCUGCAAGCGUCUGCCAGCAUUCUGGAAAUAAAGUAUUUCCCAAUAUCA